AUGCCCUGCUUCUCUCAGAAUCAGAGCAUGAUGGCUCCUCUCGCAUUCUCCUUCUUCUUCCUUCUUAUCUCAUUCUUUUCUUUCACAUCAGAAGCAGGAUCCGUAGGAAUAAACUAUGGACGGAUUGCGAACGACCUACCUACCCCGGCGAAGGUGGUGGAGCUUCUGAAGAGUCAGGGGCUGAACCGUGUGAAACUAUACGACACCGACUCCACCGUGUUAACGGCGUUCGCUAACUCAGGAAUCAAGGUGGUGGUUGCGCUGCCAAACGAGCUUCUCUCCAACGCCGCCGCGGACCAGUCAUUCACUGACGCAUGGGUGAAAGCCAACAUCUCAAACUACUACCCCGCCACGCAAAUAGAAGCCAUCGCGGUGGGCAAUGAAGUCUUCGUGGACCCCAACAACACCACGAAGUUCCUCGUACCCGCCAUGAAGAACGUGCACGCUUCCUUAUCCAAGUACAACCUCGACACCAACAUCAAAAUCUCCUCACCCAUCGCACUCUCCGCGCUCCAAACGUCCUUCCCCGUCUCAUCCGGUUCAUUCAAAACCGAACUCGUCGAACCGGUAAUUAAACCCAUGCUCGACCUCCUCCGCCAAACCGGUUCCUACCUCAUGGUUAACGCGUACCCGUUCUUCGCUUACACAGCAAACGCUGAUAAAAUCUCCUUGGACUACGCGCUCUUCAAAGAUAACCCCGGCGUGGUUGAUUCCGGUAAUGGUUUAAAAUACACGAACCUUCUUGACGCCCAAAUCGACGCCGUUUACGCUGCCAUGACAGCGCUUCAAUACAACGAUGUUAAGAUCACAGUUUCGGAGACGGGCUGGCCUUCCGCGGGGGACUCGAACGAAGUAGGAGCGAGCCCCGAGAAUGCGGCGUCGUACAACGGGAACUUGGUUCGGCGCGUGUUGGGACAGAGUGGUACCCCCUUGAAGCCCAAUGAUUCACUCGACGUUUUUCUCUUCGCGCUUUUCAACGAGAACCAGAAAACGGGGCCCACGUCGGAGAGGAACUACGGGUUGUUUUAUCCCAGCGAGAAGAAGGUUUAUGAUAUUCCGUUGACGGCGGAUGGGGUCAGUGACGCGCCGUCCUCUGGCGUGGGGAAGAGCCAGACUCCGGUGAGUGGGGACGUAUCAACGACGUCCCAUCAGGGUCAGACUUGGUGCGUGGCGAAUGGCGGUUCUUCAGAGGAGAAGCUGCAGAACGGUCUUAACUACGCAUGUGGAGAGGGUGGGGCUGAUUGCACUCCGAUUCAACCCGGUGCCACGUGUUACAAUCCUAACACGUUGGAGGCCCAUGCUUCUUACGCAUUCAACAGUUACUAUCAGAAGAAGGCACGUGGGGCUGGCACGUGCGAUUUUGGUGGGACCGCUUAUGUCGUUACCCAACCUCCCAGUAAGUAUUACUAUCAUCAAUUGUUGUUUGCUGUGUGUUUGGUGAAUUUGUGUUGCAGAGUACGGGACCUGCGAAUUUCCCACCGGAUACUGAGUGGAGAGAGAUGUAUGUGGCCAGAGUUUUUAGAACCUUUCUUUCGUAUUCUUCCAUUCAUUACACGUGUUUAG
Sphenostylis stenocarpa is the source of this 1563-nucleotide messenger RNA. The record is from the annotation of a GenBank genome assembly. NCBI's taxonomy places the organism in Eukaryota, Viridiplantae, Streptophyta, Magnoliopsida, Fabales, Fabaceae.